Molecule: messenger RNA, 1041 nt
Organism: Paracoccidioides brasiliensis Pb18
Exons: 2
Coding region: 1-1041 (346 amino acids)
Cellular component (GO): mitochondrion
Molecular function (GO): zinc ion binding; oxidoreductase activity
Source: RefSeq, a predicted model, not a curated record
AUGCGCGCAAUACAAGUUAAGGAAUAUGUCAAGGGGCCGCUUGACCUGACCGUCACCACCCUUCCAACCCCUUCCCCUUCCCCUGACAAAUAUCUCAUAAAAGUACACUCAGCCGGCACAAACUUCUUUGACUUGCUUCAGAUCCAGGGCAAAUAUCAACACCAGCCCCCGUUACCAUGGAUAUCCGGCAUGGAAUUUGGCGGAACAGUCCUUAACACACCCACUGCUGCCAAAUCCAACCCAAAGUUCAAAGCCGGCGAUCGCGUCUUCGGAGCCAUGCAAGGUGCCUACGCUACACAUAUAUUGGCCCCGGAAGAUAGGCUGCUGCCGGUUUCUGAAGGGUGGAGCUUUGAAGAUGCUGCGGGCCUCUUCGUUACUGCACCCACUUCGUAUGGUGGCCUUGUAACGCGGGCGAAUGUGCAGAGCGGAGAUUGGGUUCUUGUGCACGCUGCCGCCGGCGGAGUGGGCUUGGCGGCAGUGCAGAUUGCGAAGGCGAAGGGAGCUACUGUUAUUGCCACUGCGGGAACGGAGAGGAAGAGGCAGGUUGCCAAGUCGUUUGGGGCAGAUUACACGAUUGACUACUCGGAUCCUAAGUGGCCGGAUGCGGUGAAGAAGCUCUGUGCAGCUAAGCGGACGGGGAAUGGCAAGGCUGGUGUUGAUAUCGUGUAUGACCCUGUGGGGAUGAUUGACCAGAGUCUCAAAUGCGUCGCUUGGAAUGCUCGAUUGUUGGUUAUUGGCUUUGCGUCGGGGGUGAUUGAGAAAGUUGCGUUAAAUCGGGUAUUGUUGAAGAACGUUAGCAUCGUGGGACUGCAUUGGGGCCAGUAUGCAAACUUCGAGAAGGAGACUGUGGGAGUGGUGUGGAACGGCAUUUUUGAGUUAAUUAGGCAGGGUAAGUUCAAGGGGACAAGCUUCACGGACCAGAGUUUCGUCGGGUUAGAGAGUGUGCCGCAGGCAUUGCAGGCGUUAGGGGGCAGAGAGACAUGGGGGAAAGUCGUGGUUAAGAUACCCGAUGAAGAUGAGGGGGCUUUGAGCAAGUUGUGA